Gordionus sp. m RMFG-2023 is the source of this 2329-nucleotide messenger RNA. RefSeq lists its product as uncharacterized. The coding region runs from base 266 to 2281 and encodes 671 amino acids. The record is from RefSeq and is a predicted model, not a curated record. Gene Ontology annotation, molecular function: ATP binding; protein serine/threonine kinase activity. Lineage: Eukaryota; Metazoa; Nematomorpha; Gordioida; Chordodea; Parachordodidae. Gene Ontology annotation, cellular component: cytoplasm. The transcript has a single exon. Gene Ontology annotation, biological process: intracellular signal transduction; protein phosphorylation.
UUUAGUUUAUUUUUUUUUUCCCAAAAAGAAGUCUUAAUCGUUUCGUUUAAAUUUUUAUUUUCCUCAAAAACUCUUAUAACAUAAUUUUUGACUUUUCCAUUCAACCCAAUAAGUAUGUCAUAAGUUAGAAAUAAAAGAAAACCACACAAAAGAUGAGUUUAACUUAAAUGUUUGAACACGAAACCAAUAGAUAGAAUGGUUUGAGAUAAUAGAAAAAAACCCCCACCUUAUUAAUGUUUUUUUAGUAAGAUAGUAAUAUAAAUACAUGGAAUUAAACUCUUCUAGUGGUGACACAUCCUCAGCUCAAAAUACACUAAAAACAUUCCUAACUACAAGUGGGGAAGAAAUUUCUAUAUCAAGAAGUUGUAGCUCUGUGACAAAUGCUGAGUGGUUUGCUUAUACUUAUACUAAAUCAGGAACCAGAUUGGAAGACACAAAAGGAGAACAGAAUAUUUUGAGGGUUAGUUCUAAGGAAGACGUCAACGCUAUCUUUUCUCCACAAGGAUCUCCUCAUAUAUUUACAGAAUACACUCACGACAUAACAAUAGCCUCCGCUACUGGUGAAGUUAGUCCUCUAAGAAUCAAAUGCCCUCUGAAAGAUGUUUGGAAGUAUGCAAAACCUUUAACAGAGGAUACAUUAACAUCCGAUCAUGAAUUAGACUGUCCAUAUUCUAGCGAUAUUCAUUUCAUACAUAAACGUUACCCCGCAGCUGUUUUUCUAGAUGAUUGCAAAGGAAAUAAUGUAGGAAAAAGUUGUAAAAAGGCUAAACAUGAUCAUAAUGAUGAUUGGCUCAAUUUUAUUUACAACCCUAAGAAAAAUACAGUAGAAACCAAUAAGUAUACCUCCGAAUUACCAAAUUCAAGUCACCACAAUUUCGAUUCUAUGUUUGUGAAAAUGUCGAACGACCAUAAUGACGGAACAAGCCGACUUCUUUCAUCUAUAUUGUCUAGUUCUGCCUUUAGCAAAUGUCCACUAAAAGCUUCUGGGGUAAACGAGUUUAUAAAAGACAUUAGUUCAGUAUUAAUCGGUCUAUCACACAGAAACAUAAGUAGAGUGCUAGACUUUUACCUAGACUGUGAUCAGGAUAUUAAAUCACCUUGUACAGAAAGGCCUUACUCCAUUGUGUCUAAAAAAGAGUCUGAGACAAAUGUUCUAGAUGCUACGAAAGGAAUGAGGCUAAUAAUGGUGACUGAGUUUCACCGCGCUCCUUCAUAUAGUAAUAAUUACACAUCCUUCAAAUAUCCUAAUCCCAUUACUCUUGAAACGUUGGUGAAUGCCAAAAAUCCUUCCCUACUACCAGAACAUGUAUCAAGAUAUUAUUUCGCUCAAGUCGUUUCGGCGGUGAGAUACUUGCACGACAAGGGUCUGGUCCACAGGAGUCUUAAUUGCCACAAUAUUUUAUUAAGCUUGAGCAACGAGGUCAAGAUUAUUGGGCUAGAAACGGCUAGGAGGCACGACAAAGAUUCAUAUGCUUUAGUUUGGGAGCUCUGCAACCACGUAGGCUAUAGGUGUCCUCAGAUGAUUAAAUAUAAUAUCUAUAAUCCUAGAGGGGCUGAUGUAUGGGCUCUAGGUAUUAUACUUUUUAGAACUACAUUUGGCAGGCUACCACUUUUCGUGCGGUAUAAACCGGUGAGAAAAGUUUCAAAAAAUAAUUACCCUACAAAUAUAGAGGACGAGUGUCUCGUUGAUAAGAUGGAUGUAGAAGAAGUUAAUUAUGAGGAUCAAAUCGAUCAAUUAAGUGAAAGCCCUAUAACAAACACGUUUAUGGAUUCUGGACAAAUAGAUGAUGAAGAUGGAACAUAUGUUAUUGAAUUAGAUGAAAUCGAAAUGUGCAAAAAACUAAAGUUUCCAGAAAACGUAGAAAUUUCGUCCGAUCUCAAAGAUCUUAUGUUAGGUGCUCUACAAGCUGAGGAAUCGCAUAGAUCCACGAUUAACAAAAUAUCGCAUAGCGAUUGGUUGCUUUUUCGAGGAUCACCGUUAGGCGACUCAUCAAUUAAGACCGAACAUAAGAAAUCCAAUAUAGAUAGCACCCAUAACACUCUACCACCGAACAUUGAAUCGACGUACAACAAGUUAGAGAUUUUUUUGAAGCAAGAGUCCUCGGAUCCGAAUAAAAAUGACAUCGUUUAUAACACUGCCGCGAACAAAAAAGUCGAUCUCAAAUGUCAAUCGUCCAUCAAAACCGGUUUUGCCGUGAGUAACUAUCAUUUGAUCAAACAACCCACCAAAAUUGAGAGUAGUCUCGAUGAAAUUAAAUUCAAGAAAUCUUGGUUGAUAUAAAAAAAUAAAAUAAUAAUAAUAAUCUGAAGAAAAAAAGAUGGAGAAGAA